UUUGAACUUCUUCCAGUUAUUGUUAGUCAAAAGGAGGACUGAAAACUGUAAAGACAGUCAUGUUGCGUAAUGACAUACGUCUGGCACUUAUAAAAGUACUUGUGUAACAAGGACUUGUGUUGCCACUAUUACUUGCCCCGUCUGCAUCAAAUGCAAUACCUUUCACCUAAUCUCUUGAUUUUUUGUCUCUGUAAAUAGGAAAUCUGUUGAAGUUUUGGCUUCAUGUUUGCAGGUAUCUUAUUGGUAUGCCACCGCCAGUUCCUGUAACCGCCUUUCUCUUACUGGUAUGUCACCACUGCUACCUUGACUGAAAACUACAUAUCAUAGCUUUUAGAGGAAGUGAAUUCCAAGCCAGAUAUCUUGAGAUAUCUUGUCAGUAUGUCGGAGGUGGAUCAGGAUAAGUACACUUCACCGAUACCAGUAAUUGGUGUAUAUACAGCAGCGGCAACAUUGGUUUGUUUUCUACUCAUGCUUUAUGAUAUAUCAAUGGGAUUUCAUCGUAAAAGGCCAUGGUUACCUUGUAAGUUUUUCAGAUUAAACUCAUUUACAUUAUCUCUUCUAUCAGUAGCUACUAAGUUACCAGUAGAUCUUACAACCUCGAUGCCUAGAGCUCAAGAUCAAUUAUCUAAGCUAACCAGUACAACAUUUAUAUGCAUUUACAUGGGUUUUGCCAUGCCUUCACUUGGGAUUCAACGGAAUUCCGAAUGUUUAUCAAAUAUGGCUGCACUAACCAUUUUGGUAGUAACGGUUAUAGUCGAUGUUUGUUUACAAAUGUCUACUGGAUUAAUAUUCCUGUUCAGAGUCGAACAUAUCAUUGUCUUAGUUUGUAUGUUGGUAUUACUCUUGGUGCUGUGGUCUUCGGCUUUCGAUAUUAGCCAAGGGAAAGAUUUAGCUGUCGAUCAUAACCGCCUUCUACUAGAAAAGGGUUUAGAAGGAGAACAUGCCCGUUCUAAAACUAUGAUCAAAAGGUUAAAAUGGUGUUACAUCUACAAUUUCAGUUCGAACCCACAGUUCAUUUUGUGUCAGAUUUCACAUUGUGCAAGUAUAGGUGUGGUCUGUUCAAUUUGUUUUCUUAGUGUAUCAGAAGCUGUGUUGAAAAUUCUUGUUCAAGAGGGAUUGAAUUUCAGUACUAACCGGGGAGGAGAAUGCGAUUAUGGGUACUCAGUCUGGAUGGUGGUUGUGAUUCAAAUCUUCACAACUUUACUGGGAAUUUUAGCUGUUGGUUUGAGAUGGAUUACUCUGGUGAGUCACAUGAACUUCAGUAGGUUCUGCAAUUGGAAACAAGCCUUGAAAUGUCCAUCGUAUUGGCUUUAUGAAUCAUGUUUCGGGAAAUUUUAUUCAUUUCCACUGAAGUUCUCAGGAGUGGGUUUUGUCAAUUUUUUCCAAGUUAUUGAAAAUGUUGUAGGAACUACAUUAUAUGUAAUGCAAGGAGGAGUUGUCUGCGCAAAUGAAUCGAUUGUUUUUUCGUGCUUGUUAGUUAAAGAGUUGUUCACAUGGAUAUUGAGGAACUGUGUUAAGUUGUACUCUUUAAGGUUCAUUGCUGUAUCUGCCAAUGUUGUUCCGCAUUUGGAUUCUGACAAAACAAUUGCAGAAGUACAAGAAGUUGUGUACUUGGAUGAUAUUGAGUUGGAGAAAUGGAUAUUAAGUAUGGGGUUGAAAGAUAUGAGGAAAUGGAUUAAAAUGAAUAAGAAGAGUUCUCCUACUGAUCUUAUCGAAAUUUUACACACGGAUUCGUUACGGAAACAAGAAUCUCUUGCACUAGAAAUGGAGAAAAUUGGGUCAAGUUUUUUAAGCUCUUGUCCUUAUGAGUAUAAUCUGUCUUCUCUUUCAGUUGUGAUCCUGAUCAGAAUGGCUUCAAUGGCAUUACCAUCUUCCCUGACCCAAGCACUAGUUCAUACUUUGGAUGAAGCGUUUGAAAUCAUUUGUUUCGUUGACAGGAAGUUGAAUCCGAGAAACUUCAACAACAAAGCCAAAUCAAGUCUCGCAGAAGAUAUUUGGAUGUGCAGAAAUAUUACAAGUCAUUGGUUCCAAAAGAAAUUCAUCAAACCCUCACUAGACAUAUACUACUCCAAUACUUGCAGCACUGUGGUUGAUGGAGAUAAGUCGUCGCAGUCUUCAUCAGAACUUGCAAUUGCAACUGGAAUCAUUCAAGAACUCACACACAACUCUUUCGGGCUCCUAAUCCCAGAGUUCAAAACGAUUUCGGAAAUUGUCAUUCGUGGAGAGUACAAGUCAGCCGAAGAACUCUUGGGAAAAAUUAAGCAAUUGUUUGUUGAUAUGUUGCAUUAUUUUCUAAGUAAACUACCAGAAGCAAUACACAAGGAUGUCAUUGAGAGCCCAAGUGAAGAAUGUGAAGAAAGAGUCAGUCUUUCGCUGAAGUUUCUUUGUAAGCUUGAAUCCUUAGAGGAUAAGAUUGAUUGGCGUUUUCCAAAUGACAGUGAAAUUACUAGAUUGGUAACUGAUAAUUCUCCUCCUCCUACAGCACACAAUGAUGAAACACAAGAUGGCUUAGAAAAGGGAGAGGACACUAGUAUCCCUCCUGCUGAUGGUGAUGUUUCAGGUUUGAUUACCAAUCUUCAGUUCUUGCUCCAAACACCCAAUAUCGCAAAACAAUGGCACACAUUAUUGUCUAAACGGUCGAUACGAAAAUCCAUGAUCAAGUUAAAGAAGGUGUAAAAAGUUGGGGCGGAGCCAUGUAUAAGUAAUUGCCUUCACUAAUCAACUCGCUAUCAAAGCCUAAGAGACUAAGUAGGAUUUGUUGACGAUUGUUUGUGUCCUCUUAUACUACUUGUAUAAAAAUAGAUAAAAUUUGAUCCAUUAUUUUCUGAUCCAAUUUUGUUAAUAUUAGUCUUUAAAAAGUCGACGUUUGGGCAUAUAAAUACAUUGUCUAUUGUAAUAAGAACUCUAAAGAGGAAAAAGAAUUCCUACCUAGUAAUUCUUAACCACAAUUAUCACCAUUCAUCAUCAUCUUUUUCACUGCUUCAAAAAAAAAAAAAAAAAAAUCAUUGUUUUUUACAUUUACGAUAAAACACAGUAAUAAAAUGGCAUUGAAGAGGAACUUGGCAGUAUUAUUGUUUACGUGCUUUUUGCUUCUUGCUGCGGAAGUGCAGUUCAAUCAAGCUGUUGAGCGUUGUUCCGAGGAUUCUCCUGAGUACAAGGAAUGCGUCGAGAGUUGUAUUCAAGAUACGAAGGAUGGUAUGAACGAAGGAGGAUACAAUGAUUGGGCUGAUAAAUACGCUCGAUUUAAAUGCGAAGAUAAUUGAAAACUAUCAUCAUAUGAACAUCCUGAUUACCCCGGGGAUUAAGAAGUCAACGAAGACACUAUUUUUUGCGAUAUUAUUUUGAUCUAUUCAAAAAUCAAUCAUGACAACCAGUUUUUAACAUAUAUCAAAAAGAAGGAAAAAAAUGUAAUAUUAUGAAAUAGCAGUGAAUGAUGAUGAUAUUAGCGAUCUGAAUUUGAAACUCGUCGGUAUCGGAAUGAUGUUAUUUUCUCUUUCUUUUCCUAACUACCUGGGCUUGUAGGUAGUAAACCUCUUCGAGGUUUAAACUUUAAUAUAACCUCGGGGCUUUAUACCCCAUUUCUUAAAAAAAAA
This is a messenger RNA of Papaver somniferum (opium poppy), 3593 nucleotides long. RefSeq lists its product as uncharacterized. NCBI's taxonomy places the organism in Eukaryota, Viridiplantae, Streptophyta, Magnoliopsida, Ranunculales, Papaveraceae. The record is from RefSeq and is a predicted model, not a curated record. The transcript is spliced from 2 exons. Bases 379 to 2676 code for a protein of 765 amino acids.